Cyclocybe aegerita is the source of this 669-nucleotide messenger RNA. NCBI's taxonomy places the organism in Eukaryota, Fungi, Basidiomycota, Agaricomycetes, Agaricales, Hemipholiotaceae. The record is from the annotation of a GenBank genome assembly.
AUGAGCGUGUCGACGUCGUCCACUCUCGUUUUUCCUCGUGCCCGGCAAGCUCAAAUAAUCCGCGCGAACCAAAGGGACUUGUAUCACGUCUCUUCGUUGAAAGAUCAAGCCGAGAGCGUCUUACGCGCAUGGCUAGGGACUCGAUGGCUAAUGCGAUGGGAUAGGGAAUUGGACCUGGUGGUCAAGCUGCUUUAUUACGGGCUCACAACAGGUAGAGCUACUCAGACACUCGGAGAAGAAUACACGGACACAUGGCAGUAUUCUUCAUGGGCUAGAUCAGCGCCUCCCUCUGCAACAUCACGAGCCAUCCUCAUAUUUAUGUCGUUUGCCCCACCCUACUUGCUCGGCAGGUGGGGCCAGAGUGCAACACUAAACCACAGACAUCCGGAGGUUGCAAAAUGGUUUAGAAGAUUACCGACGGCUCUUUCAAUCGUGACAGAAGUUAACUUGGCUGUAUUUUAUUUGCGAGGGACAUAUUAUGACCUUGUCAAACGGCUAAUGGGAAUCCAACAUCUAUCUUCUGUUCCUGAAGACCCUCAUACACGACCUCCUUCAUACUCAUUGCUCGGAAUCAUGAUUGCCGUCCGUCUUCUCCACCGCUUGCAUGUGUUUCUCCGUGAAUACCAGUCGGAGUCCUCCGCUACCAAUAUCUACUUUGCUGGACAGUAA